Xyrauchen texanus (razorback sucker) is the source of this 2331-nucleotide messenger RNA. RefSeq names its product potassium inwardly rectifying channel subfamily J member 5 (gene kcnj5). The transcript has 4 exons. Gene Ontology annotation, cellular component: plasma membrane. The record is from RefSeq and is a predicted model, not a curated record. Gene Ontology annotation, molecular function: inward rectifier potassium channel activity. Lineage: Eukaryota; Metazoa; Chordata; Actinopteri; Cypriniformes; Catostomidae. Gene Ontology annotation, biological process: potassium ion import across plasma membrane; regulation of monoatomic ion transmembrane transport. The coding region runs from base 172 to 1452 and encodes 426 amino acids.
UCCUCCAGGAGAGUGAAGUAAGGAGGUGGUGGAGCACUGUGUAAACAGAGGCAGUGGAGAUGAGCACAUCAGAGCUGGAGUCAGAACAGAGCGUGGCUGCCUUAACAUGCCUCCCCUGACACAGCACAGCUACAUCUGCACUCAAAUGAAGGUUUGGAGUUGAAGCUGAGAAUGGCAGGAGAUUCUCGUGUCCACAUGGACCACGACAUGGAGAUAGGAGUGACACCAAGAGAGCAGGUUAAGAAACUCCCCAAACACCUGAGGGAAUCACAAAUCCCUACAGAUCGCACUCACCUCAUCUCCGACCCUGUUAAGAAACCACGGCAGCUCUAUGUACAGAAAGAUGGCAAGUGCAACGUUCAUCAUGGCAACGUUCAAGAGACAUAUCGUUAUCUUAGUGACCUCUUCACAACACUGGUUGACUUGCGUUGGCGCUUAAGUUUCUUUAUUUUCACACUGGUUUACAUUGUCAACUGGCUGUUCUUUGGCUUCUUAUGGUGGCUUAUCGCACUUAUACGAGGAGAUCUUCUACAUAGCGAUGAGGAGGGCUGGACCCCUUGUGUUGAAAACCUAAACAGCUUCGUUUCAGCUUUUCUCUUCUCCAUUGAAACAGAAACAACCAUUGGCUACGGCUACCGGGUCAUCACAGAGAAGUGUCCAGAAGGGAUAAUUCUUCUGCUGGUGCAGGCCAUCUUAGGAUCCAUUGUAAAUGCCAUGAUGGUGGGCUGCAUGUUCGUAAAGAUCUCACAGCCCAAGAACCGGGCUGAGACACUUAUGUUCUCCCACAAGGCUGUGAUCUCGGUGAGGGACAACAAGAUGUGCCUGAUGUUCAGAGUGGGUGACCUGCGGAACUCACACAUUGUGGAAGCGUCAAUUCGCGCCAAACUCAUUCGUUCACAGCAGACCAAGGAGGGUGAGUUCAUUCCACUCAACCAGACCGACAUCAAUAUUGGCUUUGACACAGGAGAUGAUCGCCUCUUCUUGGUAUCACCCCUCAUUAUUUCACAUGAGAUCAACGAGAAGAGUCCUUUCUGGGAGAUGUCGCGGGCACAGAUGGAGAAGGAGGAGUUUGAGAUUGUAGUCAUAUUGGAGGGCAUGGUCGAAGCUACAGGCAUGACCUGUCAGGCGCGCAGCUCCUACCUGGACUCGGAAGUGCUGUGGGGCUACCGCUUCACCCCUGUGCUUUCUUUGGAAAAGGGCUUCUACGAAGUCGACUACAACAACUUUCACGACAUAUACGAGACCAACACUCCCACCUGGAGUGCAAAAGAACUAGCUGCUAGACUAAAAGAAAGCCCACUCCUCCCACAUCUCCCUCUCCUUAGCCCUGACCUCAGAGAGCACACGCCUGACCCCUUCUCCAACCGAGACACCCCAACCACGCUGAAGGAGAGGAAGAAGGAGGGAGAGACAAACAAUGGCUCUGCCAACCGUUUGGAGGAGAAUCCCUAGCAAGAAGGCCUAAUCUAAACAGACUCAAGGACUGUGUAGUGAUUGGCAAGCUUCUUUGCCCUUGCAUGGAGAGAUUUUCUUGCAUUAGCCAUACCCUGGUUACUUUAGAGAACCAAGCUGAUGUGUAGACUGAGAUUAGACGCACAAAGAAAUGAGAAUCCAUAUAUUUAUAAUGCAUUUGUUAUUUACGCCUCUACAAACUCAUGAAAAGUACAUGCAUACUGUAUAAUCUGUUUUAGCUUUUUAAACUGUCAUGCAAAUAUUUAUGCUAUCAAUCAAUGUCCUGUACCUCAAGGACAUACGAGUAGCCAAAUGCACUUCAAUCCCCAAGCAAAUUAAUGAUACCCCUUAAUCCAACCAUUGCAAAUCAGCUUUAAUAGAAUCCCAAUGCAAAGACUCUUAGGAGAAAUAUGGAACCAAUAUCAAAGUUGCGCCAAUGCUUGUGUGUUUAACCAUGAUGAUGGCCACAGUUAUGGACUACAGUGUUUGAUUCUUUAAGCUCUUUAAGCUAAAUUCUAUUGUAUGAUUUUGUUCUGUAUUAUAGUUAUGAUAUUAAUUUCCCCUAACUCAUAAUGAGGUUCAUUACUGCAUGAGUUAUGACUUUCAAAAUUAGAGCCAGGAUGGCAAAUAUAUAUAAUGCACCAGAUACAAGCACAAUCACUGCAGUGACAGACGUGCAGUAUGCAAACCUGCAGUAAAUAGUAAUAAAAUGGUGUCAAAUGAAAGUCAUUUGAUCUGGUUUUAGACAUUUUGCUCAUCUAUUGUCUCUGUAAAAAAAAAAAAAAAAAUACAGUAACACUUUACAUGAAUGUUCUGUUUGUUAAGGGUUUAUGAAGGGGGUUCUUCGAUGACCAAUAAAUAAUUUAUAAAUGCAUAUAA